Gasterosteus aculeatus aculeatus (three-spined stickleback) is the source of this 1556-nucleotide messenger RNA. RefSeq names its product N-terminal Xaa-Pro-Lys N-methyltransferase (gene ntmt2). NCBI's taxonomy places the organism in Eukaryota, Metazoa, Chordata, Actinopteri, Perciformes, Gasterosteidae. Gene Ontology annotation, molecular function: N-terminal protein N-methyltransferase activity. Gene Ontology annotation, cellular component: cytoplasm. The record is from RefSeq and is a predicted model, not a curated record. Gene Ontology annotation, biological process: N-terminal protein amino acid methylation.
CAGCUCCCAGAAUGCAAUGCAGUUAGCGGAAGCGAGGCGCCAGUGCUGCCACCUGCAGUCUCGGAGGACAAGCAGCAGUACAGAGAGGCUGAGCCAUGAACGGGGCCGGCCCUCCCCUCCGCCUUCCUCACGCCUCUAAAGUCAGUGUCCCUAGCAGAUGACAUGUAAUUCUGGGGCCGUGAGCGCUGCCCCCUGAACAAGAUCUCUGCCGACCAGUUGAACGAUGGCGGAGACAUGUUGAACGCUCAGCCAAACAGAUAUAGCAGCAGCUGGAGAGACAGCAGCGUUUCUCUUCCCUACCGCCGCUCAGUCAAACUCCUUCUGGAAAAUCCCACCGCUCUGUGAGGUGCACAUAGAGCCAAAAUGGAGAUUUCCCUUGAAGAUGCGACGGGCAGCUCACUGCCCAACUUAGAGUACCAGGCGGCGCACCAAGCGUUCAAGGAUCGCUGGAAGGAGACGGAUGAAACCAUGUGUCGCCACAGCAUGUCCUUCCAUCUGCACCACGCGGUGAGGAGCGAGUUCUUUGCCAGCUACCUGUACCUGCUGGAGAAAACUCCCGUAGUGAAGCUCUUUCCAGUCACCUGUGAGUACAUUAAAGGAGAGAAACAGUUCUACUACAGAGCUCAGCAGUUCUACGAGGACGUCCCAGCUUCGGAGGAAGGCAUGCUGGGAGAUUUUUUGGAGAUAAGCAACGUCGAUCUGGAGGGUUCCCGGCAGUUUCUUAAGAGAUUUGUGGGUCCCGGUAAAGCCGGCACGCACUGUGCCCUGGACUGUGGCUGCGGGAUCGGCCGCGUGUCCAAAGGCGUCCUCCUUCCUGUGUUUGAGAAGAUGGAGCUGGCGGACAUGAUGGAGCACUUCCUGCUCCACGCACACGAAGAGUACCUUGGCGACGACGCCGACCGCAUCGAGACCUACUACUGCUUUAACCUGCAGGAGUUCACCCCUCCGAAAGACAAGUACGACGUCAUCUGGAUGCAGUGGGUGGCAUGCCACCUAACAGACAAGGACCUGAUGAAUUUCUUGAUGCGCUGUAAGAAGAGCCUUCGUCCUAACGGCGUGAUCAUAUUAAAGGACAAUAUGGCGCGGCAGGGCUGCAAGCUGGAUCCCAUCGACAGCACCAUCAGCCGCCACCUGGACAUCAUGAAGUGCAUCAUCGGCAAGGCAGGCCUGGAGGUCCUGGCUGUGGAGAAGCAGGAAGGCUUCCCUGAUAUCAUGAUGCCUGUCUGGAUGAUUGCGAUGAAAUAGAGGUGACACCAUUUCUUUUGAGAGAUUCAAAGUGAAUGAUCGAGUUUGAAAUAAUAAACGGCAACAACAACACAGCAAGAAAUCGGGAGAUAGAUGAAACGGCACAGUGGACGACCUGAUGGCUCCUGGGGACAUUUUUUGGAGACCGGAAAUGAAUUAAAGCUUUUGACCUUUUAUAAGCACUCUAUACAUCCACAAAGCAAGUCUAACCCUUUGCUAUCUGGAGCCGUGGGAGAAGCUUCUUCCCAAUGGAUUUGUCAUGAAGUACAACAUACUUUAUCAUAAGCAAUAAUACAUCAUGUUUAUUUAAA